CUAGAAUAUCUGCAAGAUCAGUCACUUUAGUAAUGCUCUUAAUUAGAUCACACAGAUCACUGAAUCUUGCUUUCAGAGGUUCACUUGGUAAAGGUUUCCUCUCCUCUGGGAGCACCUUGCCGCUGUUACUGAGCCUACUGAGCAACCUGAAGCUGAUUUCAGAAUGGAGGAAUCUUGCCUGCAGCCAGGAGAGCACAGGAUCUCUCUUGUGACAUCAGACUCAAUAACACGUCCGAGAGCAACAAAUGAUGUCACCGACAAUCUUUGUUUAAUCUGAACAAAAUUGAAGAGGAUUAUUGGAAGCAGAGCCCCUUGCCUGAGUGUAGUGCCACUGGAGCUAACCUCUGCCAACAACUGAGUCACUCAAACCAAAAGCCUUUGUCCUAAAUCUCUGCUUAGCCAACAUAGGAAAGAAGUCAAUCAGAGGGAAGGUACCAGGACGAUACGAUGACCUCCCCAAACACAACCACCCCGAGCGAUGCCCUUUUUCCAAACCCAGCUUCUCAGGCAAACUGGUGCCCUCCUGCCUGCACCUUCCCUCAUUCCACUGCCCAACACAUAAGUCACCGUGCCAACAAUUACAAGCGGCAUCCAAAGAGACGGAAGUUCAUCCGGCCUUCCCCCCCUCCUCCUCCCAAUACCCCCAUUCCCAUUGAGCUUAUUGACUUCAGUGACAUCCCGCCGCGACACUCCUUCUGGGAACUGCUUUUCAAUGGGUGUAUUCUGUUUGGAAUUGAGUUCAGCUAUGCAAUGGAGACAGCUUAUGUCACCCCUGUCCUCCUACAGAUGGGUUUACCAGAUGAACUGUACGGCAUGGUUUGGUUCAUCAGUCCCAUAUUAGGGUUCCUGGUUCAGCCUGUAUUGGGUGCCUGGAGUGACAGCUGCUGUUCUCCUUUUGGCCGACGCAGACCCUUCAUCCUGGUUCUGGCAAUCGGUGCACUGAUUGGCCUCUCACUACUACUCAAUGGCCAGGACAUUGGUCUUGCUGUUGCUGACACAGUUACUAAUCACAAGUGGGGCAUCAUUCUGACUAUCUGUGGUGUGGUAUUAAUGGAUUUCAGUGCUGACUCAGCAGACAACCCAAGCCAUGCCUACAUGAUGGACGUCUGCUGCCCAGAGGAUCAGGACCGAGGCCUGAAUAUCCAUGCACUCCUGGCAGGUCUGGGAGGAGGAUUCGGUUACAUCAUUGGUGGGAUCAAGUGGGACCAGACAAAUUUUGGAAAAGUGUUAGGAGGUCAGCUUCGGGUUGUAUACAUUUUCACUGCAGUAAUAUUGACCAUAACUACCAUCCUGACACUAACCAGUAUCCCAGAAAAGCGGUUGAACCCACAGGGAAAAAGGAAGAAAGUGAUGAAGAGUCCCAGUCUUGCUCUACCUCCCUCUCCACCGAUGGUGUUGGAAGAAGGUGGAGGCCAGACUGCCAGUCAGAAUACCACUCGGAUGUACACCAGCAUGACCAGUCCCAUUUCCCCACUGAGCCCCCUGACCCCCAAGUAUGGGAGCUUCCUGAGCCGUGACAGCUCUCUGACUGGGAUUAAUGAGUUUGCCUCAUCCUAUGGGACCUCUUACAUUGACACUGUCCUCAUUGACUGUUACACAGGGGUCAAUGAUCAAUAUAUCAGCUUUCCCAGACACACACUGAGUGCAAGUCUUCCCCGGAUACCUGAUGAGGUGGAAAAUGAGGAAAUGGAACCCUCAGUGAUGACUGAGAAUCCAGGGAGUCUGCAGGAUGCCUCACUUGAUGCCACGAGAAACCCAGCAUCAGGAAUUCUCAAAAGACCCGAAACUUUGAGUAUUCCAAACAGCUACCUUGGAAACAGUGGUGACAACAGUCGAAGGAGGACAGUGACCUUCAGUCAACAGGUUGCCAAUAUUUUGCUGAAUGGAGUGAAAUAUGAAACUGACUUGAAUGGAUCAGGGGAAUUAUCGGAAAGACCUCUCUCCAUAUCUUUCUUGUUCUCAUCAAUCUGUCACAUGCCAAAAGUUGUCGGAGUAGCAGAUUCUCGUUUAAUUGCCAGGCAGAAUUUGCAGAUAAAGUACUCCAUUCAAGAUUGCAACGUCUUCAGUGAUUGGAGAGAAGCUGCAAAACGGGAGAAAUUUGCAGAUGCUGUGAUCAUAGCAACUCCAGACAGGCAUCAUAAGGACCCAACAGUGGCAUUUGCAAAGAAGGGCUACCACAUCCUACUGGAGAAACCCAUGGCAGUGACUGUGGAUGAUUGCAAGGAGAUUGUUGCGGUAUGCAAGGAGAAUAAUGUGAUACUUGCAGUCUGCCAUGUACUGAGAUACUCCCCACCAAUUCUGAAGAUACAAGAGCUGCUAUGCCAGGGAGUGAUCGGGGAAGUGGUCCAUUUGCAACAUCUGGAACCUGUGAACCUGGAUAUGGAGAUGAUGGCAGGGGCUGCUGCAGUAUUUAUGAAGCAGUUGUUGGUUGAGCGUGGAUGUUAUCUGCUGUCAUCUUGUUAUGACGGAUUCAAAGUUGAAAAGUCUGCCGGUUGUGAACGCGGUUGGUUUUUAUCACUUUGCUCACUCGUUUGUUCGAGGGAAUUGGAGAAAUGAGCAGGAAAGCACCUUCUCACUAAUGGCAAAAUCUUGUCAUGACAUUGACAUCAUCAACAGUUUGAUGUUUGGAAAGAGGUGAAAAACAUUUACAAAACCAUCCUUGUAGGGGAAGGGGAUAUAUUUGGCACUUACAGAUGUUCGCUUUGAUGGUUGAAGGUCCCAGG
Molecule: messenger RNA, 2723 nt
Organism: Rhincodon typus (whale shark)
Lineage: Eukaryota; Metazoa; Chordata; Chondrichthyes; Orectolobiformes; Rhincodontidae
Product: proton-associated sugar transporter A-like
Exons: 14
Coding region: 448-2556 (702 amino acids)
Cellular component (GO): membrane
Molecular function (GO): sucrose:proton symporter activity; nucleotide binding
Source: RefSeq, a predicted model, not a curated record